Molecule: messenger RNA, 3282 nt
Organism: Gymnodraco acuticeps
Lineage: Eukaryota; Metazoa; Chordata; Actinopteri; Perciformes; Bathydraconidae
Product: signal-induced proliferation-associated 1-like protein 3
Biological process (GO): activation of GTPase activity; epithelial cell morphogenesis; establishment of epithelial cell polarity
Cellular component (GO): plasma membrane; Golgi apparatus; cytoplasm
Molecular function (GO): GTPase activator activity; protein binding
Source: RefSeq, a predicted model, not a curated record
UUGUAUCCGCGAUCUCGUUCUGAUAACAUACACAAAUACUGAGCCUUCCCCUCCUGCACUGUGACGUCCAUCAUCACCUGCUUUACCUGCACUCUGCACAGCUGAAGGCGGAACAAGAUCUGCAUCAGACGGAAAACAGCAGAAGACGACGAGUGUUCCUGACUCAAACUGGUCCUCCAUGGACUAGUGAAGUGAUUCCCACCGUGCCGGUUGAAAGCAAUGUUUUUUGGAGCUGGAGGCCGUAGCACCAUCAGCCGAGUGUGUGUGGGGCCACCCCUCUCCCUCUUUCCCUGCACACCUCCUACCAUGGGAUGCCAACCCCCUGCAUCUCUGCCCUGAGCUCUCCUGGGGUGCCAUGAACAGCUACAGAGACAGAGGGGUGACCUGCACCUCCUCCGACCUCCUGGAUGGAGGAGGAGGAGGUUUUAUGCAGCACACUCCCUUUCGUCACACCCCCAAUGGCCACCCGGCACUUGGCCCCUGCGACCCUGCCAUGUUACCGCGCAUCUCCGUGCCCAAAAUGGGUGUUCGGGCACGGAUUGCAGAAUGGCCGCCACGCCGUGCACAUUCCAGGGAGUCGCUACUUGAAAACGGGCACCUUCGCUACGGAGACGACUGCUCCACUCUUUACUCUUCAGGUUUGUCGUCUGACAUGGGGCUGGUGCGGGGAGGAGUCGCCAGGCUACCACGGAGACGGUCUAAGGAUGUGGAGUUCAGAGGGGGAGGGUUCAGUGUUGAAAGAAAUCCACAUUAUAGCCUGAGAGUGUUCCCUCCACUGAGACAGCGCUCCAACAGCGAAGUGACGCUGAGCGAACAGGACGAAAAUGAGGUGGAGGUCCGUGGCGGUGGCGGGAUGGGGAGCAUGUUCAGAGAGUACGGCAGCACCUCCUCCAUCGACAUCCAGGGCAUCCCUGAGCAGAGUUUCUUCGACAUGCUGACUCAGUUCCACCAGGAGAGGCCCGACCAGCGCAGCUCGGCACCCGUACGACUCGGAGAGCUGCUGGGAGCUCCAGAGUCGCAACCAAGCGCACCCCUCCCCUCCGCUCCCUCACCUGGUCCCACAGGUGGGGAGGACAGAGGGACGGGAAGGAAGGACGGAGCUGAGAGAGUGAGGAAGAAGAGCGGGGGCACAGAGUCGUCGCUGGGCACCUCCUCUUUGUUCAGGAAACUUCGGAGCUCAAGUCGAGGUGAGCUGGACGGAGGGAAGGGAGAGACUAAUGAGGACGGGGGAGGCCGGGCUGCUUCUGACCCCUCCUACAAACCGUGGGUGUGCCCCAAGACUUUUGUCCACUUUGACGCUCAGAGCAUCCUGUUUGACUUCCACGAGGCGGCGGCUCAGCGGGGGUACGCCGCCCAGAGGAGGAACACCGCCACGGGGGCCUCAGCUGCAUCAGUGUCCCUGUCCGUCUCAAAGUCCUCGGGGCAGAGCGUAAACGAGCCGGUUUACUCCAGCAUAGAGGAUCUGACCCUGAGCCUGGACCCCGGCUCCAUGACCCCCUCCCUGGGCAUGGACCCCCUGGAUGGGCCUCCAGGUGCCCACAGCUCGAGCCACCUGCUCCUUUGCUGCCCCCACUUCCUCAACGAGACCGGGGGCCACGGGGAGCGCAACAUCAGCUUCCUGAGCUCCUCAGCAGAGCGGGACAGAGGAGGAGACGGGGGGAGGGGCUGGCUGAGGAGGAGCAACGCCAGUUUGUCGGUGCUCGAGGUGCCUAUUGAACAGCAGGUGACCAGGCUGGACAGACUGAAACUGUACGGCAUCGAGCAUGUAGACCUGGGGGCCCGCUACUACAGAGACUACUUCCAUGGGAAAGAGCAUUCAAACUACUUUGGGGCAGACGAUAAGAUGGGCGCCGUGGCUGUGAGCAUCCGCAGGGAGAAAUUGGAUGACACCAAAGACCUGAAAGACCAGUACCAGUACCGCAUCAUCGUCAGAACCAGCGAGCUUGUAACCCUGCGAGGCUCCAUUUUAGAGGAUUCGGUGGCGACAACGGGGAAGCACGGCACAGUGCGGGGUCUGUCGCUCAAGGAGGUGCUGGAGCAGGUGGUCCCGGAGCUCAACAUCUCCUGUCUGAGGCUGGCGCUCAGCACACCCAAAGUCACCGAGCAGCUCCUUAAACUGGACGAACAGGGGUUGAGUCAGAAGCACAAGGUGGGUGUUCUGCUGUGCCGAGCGGGCCAGAGCACAGAGGAGGAGAUGUACAACAACGAGGAGGCGUCGCCCGCCUUCUCUGCCUUCCUGGAGCUGCUGGGGGAGCAGGUGCUCCUCAAAGACUUCAGCAAAUACGCAGCACAGCUCGACACAAAGACGGACUCUACGGGCACCCACUCGCUGUACACCACCUACCAAGGCUACGAGGUCAUGUUCCACGUGUCCACCAUGCUGCCCUACAUGCCCAACAACCCACAGCAGCUCCUGAGGAAGAGGCACAUAGGAAACGACAUUGUCACCAUAAUCUUCCAGGAGCCAGGAGCGUUGCCUUUCACCCCGCAGAACAUCCGCUCCCACUUCCAGCACGUCUUUGUGAUUGUCCGUGUGCACAACCCCUGCUCUGAAAGCACCUGUUACAGUGCUGCUGUGACGAGAAUGAAAGACGUGCCUCCCUUCGGCCCCCCCAUCCCCAGCGGCGUCACCUUCCGCGAUCCAGAAACCUUUCGUAACUUCCUUCUAGCCAAAGUGAUCAAUGCAGAAACCGCAGCGCACAAGUCGGACAAGUUCCACACCAUGGCGACCCGAACGCGGCAGGAGUACCUGAGAGACCUGGCGGAGAACUACGUCAGCAGCACGCCGCUCGACACCGCCGGCAAGCUCAACAACCUCAUCUCCCUCGCAUCUAAGAAACGUGAGCGCUCCAAGGCGAGAGAGGGGGCGGAGCUAGGGGCCGCAGGGGCCAUCGCCUGGAGGGUCCACGCUCAGGACUUCAGCGGGGGGGGGACGGAGCUGCCCUGUGCCCUGGGUCUGUCGGCUGAAUACGUCCUCCUGACAGACUGCUCCACUAAAGAGGUGGUGUUUAACUGUUUCUGUGCGGACGUCAUCGGCUGGAGUCCGGAGCGGCUGACGCUGAAGAUCUUCUACGGGCGAGGAGACCACAUCGCCGCGCGCGUGCCGGAGGGGUUUGCACAGGACAUCCGGGAGGUGGUGCAGAGGUUAAAGUCGUUGACGGUGGGAUGUGAGACGGUGGAUAUGACUCUGAGAAGAAACGGACUGGGACAGCUGGGCUUCCAUGUGCGGCUGGACGGCACUGUGGCUGAGGUGGAGGAGUAUGGUUUUGCGUGGCAGGCGGG